UGCAGCCUAAGUGGUUACGUCGCCGGCCACCAACCCGGGGGGGCUUCCCCGGGGCCGAUAAAAGUGGUUCUGCGGUCGCAUGGCUGGGCUUUUCCCCUCAGGACCUACGAUUCUCCUUGAUUUUCCCGCCCGGCCGGAACCUGGACGCUUUCCAACCGCGCUCCAGCUGAUGCGCCCUGCCGGUGCGCUUUUACGCACAGCUGGGGCCAUCGGGCUCCAGGCCCCGGCGCUGUGAGCCGCGUCUCGCUCCUCGCCUCCCCGGCAGGAUGGACGCCCCGCCGCCGUUGUCCCUUCGCGACCGGCUGAGUUACUCGGUGGGUCAUUUCCUGAACGACUUGUGCGCCUCGAUGUGGUUCACCUACUUGCUGGUUUACUUCCAUUCGGUGUUGGGCUAUAGCACCCAACAUGCGGGGGCGCUGCUGCUGGCGGGGCAGGUGGCCGAUGGCAUCUGCACGCCCCUGGUGGGCUACGAGGCGGACCAAGCCGGCGGGUGUGGGCGCUACGGGCGGAGGAAAUCGUGGCAUCUGGCUGGGACCAUCUGUGUUCUGCUCUCCUUCCCCUUCAUCUUCAGCCCAUGCAUCGGCUGCACGGAGAACACACCCGAGUGGGCUGCGCUCAUCUACUUCAUCCCAUUUAUUAUCAUCUUCCAGUUUGGCUGGGCAGCCACCCAAAUCUCUCACCUCUCGCUCAUACCAGAGUUGGUCACUACCGACCAUGAGAAGGUGGAGCUCACAGCUUUCAGGUAUGCCUUCACUGUCAUGGCCAACAUCACGGUGUAUGGAGUUGCAUGGUUCCUCCUGCACUUCCAGGUCGAUCCCACAGAGACAAAGAAACUCACCCAGCACCUCGGGCGCCACGACAUUCCUGUCUUUCGGAACCUGUCCCUGAUUGUGGUAGGAUGUGGUUCCGUUUUUUCGCUCCUCUUCCAUCUUGGGACUAAAGAAAAGACGCGGACAGUUUCCAGAUUGCCUGAUCCAGAUGAGCAUAGUCCCCUAUUACCUCUGGAGCAAAAACAGCCCAUUCGUUCCAUUGUGCUUUGGAAACACUGGUUUCUGGAACCUGCUUUUUACCAGGUGGCGAUGCUGUACAUGUUCACCCGUCUCAUUGUCAACCUAUCUCAGACAUACAUUGCAAUGUACCUCACCAACUCGCUAUUGCUUCCAAAGAGAUACAUUGCCACAAUCCCCCUGGUGAUGUAUAUUAGUGGCUUCCUCUCCUCCUUUCUGAUGAAAACUGUGAACAAGCGGAUUGGCAGAAAUCUCACCUACUUCCUGGGACUGCUGAUUAUCUUGGCCUUCGCCUCUUGGGUGGCCAUAGCUGAGAAACUCGGCAUAGAAGUUUACGGGGCUGCUGUCCUGCUUGGGACCGGGUCAGCCACCAUCCUGGUAACAUCCCUCUCCAUGACAGCUGAUCUCAUCGGGCCCCACACGCACAGCGGCGCAUUCGUCUACGGGGCCAUGAGCUUCACUGAUAAAGUCGCCAAUGGAUUGUCGGUGAUGAUUAUCCAGGAUCUGCAUCCAUGCCCGACUCAGCUCUGUUGCAACGGCUGUGUGACUUUCUACCACUGGGUAAUGGUCUCGGUUACUGGAGGCAUGGCAAUUGUGGCUGCCCUGUUCCUAGCCACCAUCAUGAUCUGGCCAAUCAGCAUCCGCUUCCAUAAUGUUGCGAUUUCAGGAUUAACAGGGGUGAAUCCAAGCAACUCCCAGUAUUUGGAGGAAGGAGAAUCACUGGCUGUGGUGAAUUGAGGCAUCUGAAGGAGCAAAGCUUGGACAGGAUGGAGUUGCAACAGAAUGGAAAUCCAAAGAACUGUUUCAUCCAGCUUGGAUUUGCCCUUAUUUGCUCUCUGGACCCAACAUGGACAAUCCCAGCAUAUUUUGCACAAAUCUUCCUUGACCCUUUAUGGGAAGAUUCUUUCCUUUGACCACUUCAUUCCCCCAGUUGGUCCCUUGUGCAGCUAGUGGAGUACUAGCAAUGAAGCAAGAUCUUCCACCACCUAAUCCAUUCCCUUUUUCUACCUAUUUGUAUUUAAAAAGUAAAAAUAAAUAAAUGUGGGGUUUUUUAUUUAAGAAAUAAUUAAACUAUCUUAAGUAAAAAAAAAGUUCUAGUUAUGUUUUUACUUUGCUAAAUAUUGAUCUGUAAAAUACAGGG
Messenger RNA from Thamnophis sirtalis, 2148 nucleotides. RefSeq names its product major facilitator superfamily domain containing 12 (gene MFSD12). Gene Ontology annotation, molecular function: symporter activity. NCBI's taxonomy places the organism in Eukaryota, Metazoa, Chordata, Lepidosauria, Squamata, Natricidae. The record is from RefSeq and is a predicted model, not a curated record. Gene Ontology annotation, biological process: pigment metabolic process involved in pigmentation; carbohydrate transport; regulation of melanin biosynthetic process. Gene Ontology annotation, cellular component: plasma membrane.